This is a messenger RNA of Thalassophryne amazonica, 988 nucleotides long. RefSeq names its product lin-28 homolog B (C. elegans) (gene lin28b). The transcript has 4 exons. The record is from RefSeq and is a predicted model, not a curated record. NCBI's taxonomy places the organism in Eukaryota, Metazoa, Chordata, Actinopteri, Batrachoidiformes, Batrachoididae. Gene Ontology annotation, molecular function: zinc ion binding; nucleic acid binding. Bases 135 to 836 code for a protein of 233 amino acids.
ACGGCACAGCGCACGCACGCCGUGUACCAUGCGAGCUAAAGCGGUGCGCGUCGGGUUCGUGGACGCGGGAUUAAUGGUGACCGUUUUCACGCAGGAAGCUUCUCAACUUGGGCGCAGAGGGUCCGCGGGGAAACAUGGCCGAAGGAGGGCCGGGUAAAGGUGACGCAGAAGACCCCGACAAGUCCACCGAGCCGGAGUCCCGGACUCGAACACAGAUCCUGUCCGGAUCGGGCUUCUGCAAAUGGUUCAACGUCCGGAUGGGUUUUGGAUUUAUUUCGAUGACCAGCAGUGACGGGGGUCCCGUGGAUCCUCCUCUGGAUGUUUUCGUCCACCAAAGCAAACUGGUGAUGGAGGGCUUCCGCAGCUUAAGGGAUGGGGAGCCGGUAGAGUUCACCUACAAGAAGUCCUCUAAAGGUCUGGAAUCCUUGCGGGUAACCGGACCCGGUGGGGGACCCUGCACAGGCAGCGAGAGGAGACCCAAAGGGAAAGUUCCACUGCAGAAACGCAAACCAAAGGGAGACCGAUGUUAUAACUGUGGCGGUUUGGAUCAUCAUGCCAAGGAGUGUGGCCUGCCCCCCCAGCCAAAGAAAUGCCACUACUGCCAGAGCAUCAUGCACAUGGUGGCUCACUGCCCUCACAAGGCACCGGCGCCCCCCACAGGCUCUCAGGACCAACACGCAUCUACCUCAACCUCCAGCCCAGGGGCCAGGCCCUACCUCUGCCCCCCGGAGGAGGAGGAGCAGUCCGGCUGUUCUCCCCGGGAAGGCUUCUCCUCCUCCCCAGAGGAGCCACACCCACACCGCGGCCCCCGGAUGCAGAGGUGUAGGAAAUCCUGAGGUCGGCUUACGGAGGCGAACCCUUUCGCCCCUGGCGUUGCUCCUCAGUCGGGGAUACCUGCAGCCCCACCCCCUUCAUCUACCUCACAGCUGUCAAACAUGGGAGGUCUUUAUUCCUUUACUACUUUAUUUUGUUGUUAUUUUUCUAACCA